AUGAAGCCUCGUGCAGCAUGGAAACAGUACAUGAGAGAGUUAUGUUUCUCCACCGAUUCAUCCGAUGAGGAAGAUGAGUUGGUCCUAGCGACGCUUACCGCAUGGCAUGCCGACGUUGAAGCUUCGCGCAGAGGGCCGUGGGGCGGCUCCGUCCCCGGGCACCGGCGCAUACCUAGGAAUCGGCUGGAGGGACACAAUCGGUUGUACAACGACUACUUUGCUGAGUCCGCAGUGUACCCUGACUACAUUUUUCGGCGCAGGUUCAGGAUGAAACGCGAUUUGCACUGCAAGAUUGUGAGGGAGGUUGAGGACCAUGACUCGUGGUUCAAGCAAAGGAGGAACGCUGCCGGAGAGCUUGGGCUGUCACCCCUGCAAAAAGUAACUGCCGCUUUCCGUAUAUUAGCUUACGAUGCUCCUGCAGAUUCUCUCGACGAGUGCCUCUGGCUAGGGGAGAGCACCAUCAUCGAGAGCAUGCGGCGUUUCGUGCGUGCCAUUGUCGAGGUGUUCGGUGACGAGUACCUUCGGGCUCCGAACGAGGAGGAUACUGUUCGAUUGUUGGAUAUGAACCAGCGUCGAGGGUUCCCCGGGAUGCUUGGAAGCAUCGAUUGCAUGCAUUGGAGGUGGAAGAACUGUCCCACGGCGUGGUCCGGUUCAUUGAACGACAUCAAUGUGCUGCACCGGUCUCAUCUCCUUGACAACCUUGCUGGGGGAGUAGCACCCAAGGUACACUACUCUAUUAAUGGCCACCAUUACAUGAUGGAGUACUAUCUUGCAGACGGGAUCUAUCCGGAGUGGGCGACAUUUGUGAAGCCCAUACCAGCUCCAGUAGGCCGGAAGCGUCAACACUUCAUGGUGCAGCAGGCGGCUGCACGAAAGGAUGUUGAGCGGGCAUUUGGAGUGUUGCAGUCCAGGGUACUUUCAGCUACACUUAAUAAGUGA
Messenger RNA from Phragmites australis (common reed), 939 nucleotides. RefSeq lists its product as uncharacterized. The record is from RefSeq and is a predicted model, not a curated record. The transcript has 4 exons. Lineage: Eukaryota; Viridiplantae; Streptophyta; Magnoliopsida; Poales; Poaceae. Bases 1 to 939 code for a protein of 312 amino acids.